GCUUUAGCAAGAAACCUGUCAAAUCUCUUCCUUUGCCGGGCAACAGGUCGUUGUUUCGACAGUAGCCAACAACGACCUACACCGACUUGCCCGCCGCUGUAUUCUAUUGGUGACAGCUGGCCGCACCGCAGCAUCUAUCACGUUGCCAGCGAACCGCUUCCUCCUUCACCCAUAGACUCGAACAGCGCACCAUACGGAACUACCCUUGUUCGUCAACCGUCAUUACCCCGAUUGCCGAAAGGACCGCGGGCUCCUAGAACACUGAAGCGAAGGUCCACCGGUGCACUCUGCCAAUUCAUGACAAAGGUUGCCCCUGACUCCGUUGUUCCACCUCCCGACGUGUCUACACCGGCGCUUUCCGAGGAGGGGGCCGCUCUCGACAAGGUAGCGCAGAAACGAGCUGCUCAGCACUUGGAGAAUCAGCAAGCGGCAGUAGACUUUAUAGAGACAACCAUAGGAAGAAAGCUGGGGAAUGACAGCUUGCACGAGUCCUUACGAAAUGGUGUCGUUCUAUGCGAGCUCAUGAAUAAGCUGAAGCCUGGGAGUAUUUCCAUAAUCAGCACGAGAGAUGCCCCAUUUCUGCAGAUGGAGAAUAUCAAUCGCUUUCUCACUGCGAGCAAAAACCUUGGUCUGAAAGGACAUGAGCUCUUUCAAACUGUCGACCUAUUUGAGGGGAAGGACAUGCAGCAGGUGAUCAUCACCAUCCUCACCAUCGCACGGGUCAUUGCGGGAUCUCCUCUAAAAUCUCGGCCACCUGACGAACUGAACCCAUAUCGGAAUGAGGUGAUAGUAUCUGAAGAUGCACCACCCCAGAAACCAGUUCCUGUCCAUACCAAGUCGAUAUCAGUAUCACAUUUUGGGAACACUAGACCGGUGACGCCCUCGGGGAUGAAGAAAGCAGAUUCAGACCGAAACCUCCGAGCACCACGAACAAGAACUGAGUCACCACACCGAUCUAGUCGACCCGGAUCGAGAGCAAGCAGCGUUCGGGGAUCCAAGACGCCAGCGGAGAGGAUCACUCUGGGGCCUUACCAAUUGGGAAGCAGUAUUGGGAAGGGUCAAUUUGGAACGGUUUACCAGGCAUUGAAUAUGGAAACUGGGCAAGUGGCGGCCAUCAAACGCAUUCCAUUGGCUGACCGUAAAGAACAGGGUGUACAAGAGCUCAUGCAAGAGGUUGAACUCCUGAAGUCGUUGACACACCCUAAUAUAGUCAAGUACCUGGGUUUCGUCCUUCAGGAAGGAUAUCUAAACAUCAUUUUGGAGUUCAUGGAGUGUGGUUCGCUACAAAGCGUAAUGAAAAAGUACAACCUUCUGAUACCCGAAAAGCUGGCUGCAGUUUACGUGGAAAACAUUUUGGAGGGACUUCAGUACCUGCAUGAAAAGGGUGUUGUCCAUUGUGACCUCAAAUGUGCCAAUAUCCUGACAACCAAGGACAGCACAGUGAAGCUGUCCGACUUUGGAGUAUCAAAGCAACUUAAUGGCGUGGGGGAGGACGAGCAAGCUGUCGCUGGUACACCCUACUGGAUGGCACCCGAGAUCAUAGAGUUGAAGGGCGCAUCGACGGCGUCAGACAUUUGGAGUCUUGGAUGUACUAUAAUUGAAAUGAUCACCGGAAAGCCUCCAUAUCUGGAUCUGAAGAACCCGAUGACUGCCUUGUUCCGUAUUGUUGAAGAUGACUCUCCACCAUUGCCGGAUGACAUAUCGGAUGAUCUUCGGGACUUUUUCGACAAAUGCUUCCAACGUGACGUUGACAAGCGAUGGACAGCUAGUGCCUUACUGAAGCAUGAUUGGAUACGACUGAAAUACCAGGACCCGGAUACCGCGGAAGAAAGCGCUAUGCUCCUCGAAGUCGGAACAAGAAUGAUCCAAGAAAAUGCCAUGACCCCAUCAAUACCGCAAUCCAUGGAUACCAUCCCCGAACCUACACCUAGCUUUGACCUCGAAACUCCCGAAACAUCUAGAACUCCAACGAUCCGCGAAGAUUCUUUUUGUUCAUCACAACAACCAUCAACGUCUGCUGCAUCAAUGAGCUCGACACCAAAGGACUCACCACUACCCCCUCCCAAUUCCACUCCACCCAGUCUGCCUGACCUUGGCACAAAGCCCGACUCGAGCAGCGACACCUCAGCCCUUCCAGUGGUGAUGCGUCCUUGCCGAUCUGCACCUGAAGUACACAAUCCUGCUGAUACUCACGUGUCGAUUACAGAAUCUUGCAAAGACGACGUCCACCGGGACGAGAAAAUGAAAGGGAAAAAGAGUACCAAAAAGGCAAAGAGGAAAUCACUUCCUGGGAGUUCGAAGGACAAGGACAAGGAUUGUUUGGUGAUGUAGUAGAUAGACAAAAGGCAAUUGGAUAUAGAUGGUUUCUUGCUCGGUCAAUUGUGACUUUUUUUUUUCCUGCCCUUCUAUAAUAAGAAUACCUAAUUACUGUUGUGAUACCCGC
Molecule: messenger RNA, 2443 nt
Organism: Spizellomyces punctatus DAOM BR117
Lineage: Eukaryota; Fungi; Chytridiomycota; Chytridiomycetes; Spizellomycetales; Spizellomycetaceae
Product: STE/STE11/CDC15 protein kinase
Exons: 19
Coding region: 298-2331 (677 amino acids)
Biological process (GO): protein phosphorylation
Molecular function (GO): protein kinase activity; ATP binding; protein binding
Source: RefSeq, a predicted model, not a curated record